Paramacrobiotus metropolitanus is the source of this 3791-nucleotide messenger RNA. RefSeq names its product ecdysone-induced protein 75B, isoforms C/D-like. The transcript has 11 exons. The coding region runs from base 1019 to 3286 and encodes 755 amino acids. Gene Ontology annotation, biological process: negative regulation of transcription by RNA polymerase II; cell differentiation; hormone-mediated signaling pathway. Lineage: Eukaryota; Metazoa; Tardigrada; Eutardigrada; Parachela; Macrobiotidae. Gene Ontology annotation, molecular function: zinc ion binding; RNA polymerase II cis-regulatory region sequence-specific DNA binding; nuclear receptor activity. The record is from RefSeq and is a predicted model, not a curated record.
CACAGCCUACAGCUGUGUGGUGCAUGGUUUUCAAGGCCCUUCGUGUACAAGUUGAACUUGCAGUACCAACACGCAUCAUCGUUUGCAUUAUACGUCAUAAAAUUUGAUCGUUUUGUUGGUUAGUAGGCAAGCAGAGUCAGCAUGUGUAGACAAGCCAAAUCGCGGUAAGGCCCGCUUAUCGCAGAAGAUCAAUGCAGGCAUCGUAGACCCUAGCUGCAACUCCACAAGGGCAACUGCGUCGUCGUACAUGCAUUUGCUCUACUUUUCCUAUCGCUCCCAUGCAAUUCAUUUUAGCACGUUUUUCCUUACGAGGCACACGGUGCACAGGAUAAAUAAUAAUUAUUACUAAACCUUCUAUUACGUAACCCCCAAAAUUCCUGCCUAAUACGUAGCAUUUCCGGUUAGCCGCGAAGUGUACAGUAUCGUCUGUCAUUAUGUGCACGGCAUUGUGGAAUCGCGAAGCAAAUUUUACAGAAACCGAAGCCAGGACGCAUAUUUACGUGUGAAUGAACUCUGGUGACCAGUGCGCGUCUGCUCUGCAUCGACAAGAACAGAAGAGAGAACAGAAGCCUUGGCAGUGAAUAAGAGAGAAAAGAAAAUUUGAUAGACAGCAGAGCGGCACAUUCAACACAACCGUAUCUUCUUGUUUGGUUGCCAAUUGAAAUAUGGUGUGGUUAGUGUGGCACCACGUACAGAGAAUUCGGAACUAAGCCAAACGUCUGCCAUUGGGCCACCGGAUCGCGUAGUCUGCACUAAAUAUCUCACCACACCGAUAAUCUCCCAGCCCGGCAUUAUUGUUAAUCUGUUCACCCGUUUUUGUCGUGUGGUGAAGCAUUUGGAAGCACAGCUAUAGUGCUAGCCCGAGCAAAUGGACAGUGGAUAUCUUUGUUCUUAUCGUUUGUGUGCAGUGUGUGGCGCGAGAAGGAUUGUUGGAAUCCUUGGGAAUACAACCACUAUCUGUGGCUGACUUGAUUUGAUUUCCAUUUUAUUGGUUUUGUUUAUGUGGAAUUAAUCCAAAAUGGCCAAAAAUACUACGAAUUCUGUUGAGAUGGCGGGAAAGCCAACCGGAAGCGACCUAAAAAUUGAUUUCGAUGGGACAACAGUGUUGUGUCGGGUCUGUGGAGACAAAGCGAGUGGUUUUCACUAUGGAGUGCAUAGUUGUGAAGGAUGUAAGGGAUUCUUCCGGCGAUCCAUCCAGCAAAAGAUCCAGUACCGGCCCUGCACGAAAAACCAGCAAUGCGCGAUCCUGCGCAUUAACCGUAAUCGCUGCCAGUAUUGUCGAUUGAAGAAGUGCAUUGAAGUUGGAAUGUCGCGUGACGCUGUGCGGUUUGGACGUGUUCCCAAACGGGAAAAGGCUAAAAUUCAUGCUGAAAUGCUGAAGCAGAGCGCAAAAACGCAGGUGUCUUCGUUAUGUGCCGAAAUGGACGAUCAGGAGAGCCUACUUUCCCUGGUUGUCAAGGCACACGAGGAAACGUGCGAAUACACUAAGCCCAAAAUAAUGGGCAUCCUGGAGCAAUGGAGAGUGACGAAUCACCUACCCGAGCUUUCAUCCAUAAUCGCCUGCCCGUUGAACCCGUCGUCAUCUGUGGCGAGCGCAGCACAAUCAGGCCAACAUCACUCACACAUCAAUGGGACAACACUGGAUGAUUUCUCUGACCGAUUUUCUCCUAUUAUACGCGGCGUCGUGGAUUUCGCAAAGCGCCUGCCCGGAUUUCUUAUGCUGUCUCAAGAUGAUCAAGUCACUCUGCUGAAGGCGGGUGUGUUUGAGAUCCUUCUUGUCCGCUUAUCCAGAUUGUUUGACGCCACAGCCAAUUCACUGCUCUGUCCCAGUGGACAGGUUUUACGCCGCGAUCUAGCCGCACUGACCGGUAGCAACGCCCGAUUCCUUGUUGACUCGAUGUUCGACUUUGCUGAGCGCUUCAAUCAGAUGGAUUUAUCGGACGCGGAGAUUGCUGUCUUUUCGGCCGUGGCACUCAUGGCGAAUGAUCGGCCCGGACUGCGCAGUGUGGAGUUGGUAACGAAGAUCCAGGAUGCGAUGAAACGCUGCCUUGAGCGGCUGGUGGCACGCAAUCAUCCCGAGCAGACGGAAUUUUACGCACAGUUAAUUAGGAAAAUCCCUGAUCUCAGGACAUUGAAUACGUUGCAUUCCGAGAAGUUGAUUGGUGGGAAGAUGGAUACGUGCGGCAGUCUGAUGGCCAGCACACUGGGCACGACGACGCCCGGGAAAGGGCACGGGAAGCGAUGGGCGGGCCGCACCAGUGUGGAAGCGGAUAGUCCACAGUCGAGUUUCGGACGCUGUGGCAGCUCCUCACCGCAGUCCCGCUCGCCCACCAGUGUUACAUCGUCGGAUGCCACACGGGCCGCCGAUUCCGGAGUUGAAAGUGGCAGUGACUGUAAAUUUGAUCUCGAUAGCGAUGGUGCGCGUCAGCGAGCAAAAGACAGCGCCGAUGUCCCAGCUGUGAAAUCACCCGACUGCGAUAUGCCUGUAUUAAAACGCGCUCUGCAAGCGCCUCCUUUAUCCAAUGCGUCGGAAAUUUAUGCCGACUUGUAUCGCACACACAAAAAGUUCCGCGCGGCCCGCAAAAAUGAGGAAGCCCGGGCCGACAGCACAACCGCACCCCGGCACAGUCCGGCUCCGUCGCCGCCGGAUGCUGUGGGAAGUUUUAAAGAACCGGCUUCUGUGGGAACCGAAAUGAAGGGAUCCCCUACUACACGCUUACACGCGGCUCUAACCCAAGAAUCUCCGAUCUCGCCUGUCACGCUGAUGCCCACACAUUUGCUAUCCAAUUUUGGAGGCUAUUAUGGAUUGGGCCUGGCGGCAGCGCCGAACCCCGGUAUGAUGCCGGCCGCCGUGGCGGCUGUGGCCGGAUCAGCUUUUACCAAAGCAUCACCGUUCUCCUUCGUCUCACCGGCUGCGUUCUAUCCGGCCCAUGCGGCAGCCGAUAUGCGCCUGUUACAUCACCAAAUUGGCAAUAUUAGUCUGUAUCCACAGGCGUUUGACAUGUCGCUGGGCUAUCUUCCCCUGGCACAACAGACGCGGAUGGCACCGUUUCCAAUUUCAGCCAUGCAUCAAUUACAAAUGGAAGCUCGAUCGCCCACAACGACCAGCGCACCGGAAGUACCCUUUUCGACGCGAUCACAUGCUUCCACUCCAACCUCGCCGACGAUCGGCAGCACAGCGCCGACGAAACGACCAGCAUCCGCGAUGAUCAACAGUACGAACGAUGCUGACCAACCGUUAAAUUUAUCUAAGAAAAUGGAUUUAAAAGCCGAUCCCGGUUGGUAGUAACCGAUGUUGCUUAUCAGCCCAAAAAAGCGAAACUGCGUGGUUACGCGGGGGAAGGUGGGAUGAAUGCGCAUGUUGCAUUUAGCGGACACGUGUGGCCGUUGUACGUACAAAUAGCGCUUCCUGUUUCAAGGGAAAUCGUUCAGUGUUCACCUAUGGACGUGCAGACUGACAUACCGUCAUCUCUGGACGUUUACACUACCUAGUAUUCAAGUAUUGCGAAGAGGAUUUAACUUCCCCAGAUUUUAAGAGACAGACCCCGGAUUCUUUUAGAAUUGUAUUUGGCUUUCUCCCUGGUUUUCACUGUUGUGUUUGUAAAGAUUAUGCAAUGUUUUAGCCCUGCUCUUGCUGAGCACUGCCUCUGCUUCUGCAUAAAGUAGAAAUUGUGUAGAUUUCUGUUUGGUUGGGAUACAAGUUAUGCUUUGGAGUUUAGUAAUAGACGCUUCUUUCUUUCGCGUUGACUGGCUCAAUUUUAUGUUGUGGUAAUAAUAAUUAAAUCGAUAUG